This is a messenger RNA of Myripristis murdjan (pinecone soldierfish), 5188 nucleotides long. It is a transcript of the gene arhgap9, whose product is annotated as Rho GTPase activating protein 9. Gene Ontology annotation, cellular component: cytoplasm. The coding region runs from base 471 to 3173 and encodes 900 amino acids. The transcript is spliced from 22 exons. Gene Ontology annotation, molecular function: protein binding; phospholipid binding. The record is from RefSeq and is a predicted model, not a curated record. Lineage: Eukaryota; Metazoa; Chordata; Actinopteri; Holocentriformes; Holocentridae. Gene Ontology annotation, biological process: regulation of GTPase activity; signal transduction.
CCGCUUAAAGCUCCACUCGGUUUCACCAGCGCUUCAACUUACUGCAGAUGCAUAACUGUUAAUUUGCAAAAGUGCAUGGUGGAUUUCUUCUGUAUAGAGCCGGAGUCUCCAGUAAAGUAGUCCGUGAAGUUCUCGAGGCUGCAUCACAUGACAAAACCCAGAGAAACUCACCAAGGCGCAACUAUUGCUCUCUCUCUCUGCAGUUGACUCCACAGCCUAAACUGAGCUGUCAUCGGCGUCGCUGCGAGGUUUAUCAGCUGGGUUCCAUGCAUGGGGCCGACGUCAGAGAGAGCUGGUGGUGACCUCGUGUGACGCCGACACGCUGACACAGACACUCACUUCAGGGCCAUGAGCAUGGCACUGGCCUGGCUCCAGUCACAAGUGCCCCGUGCCAACAAGACCAGUAUCACCAGCAUCAACCAUCCAGACACUCCCAGCAAAGGUUGCUGAACAAGACUGUGUGAGGAGCCAUGUUGUCUGGUAGUUGGCGGCGCUCUGCGGGGCACCAGCAGCCGGCUGCAGCGCCUGUGGUGACCAGCAUAGGGGCCACAGUGUGUGGGGUGCCCAGUGGUACGGUGGUUCUUGAGGCUCAGUAUGACUACAACUACCGAGGUGCAGACGGGAGGCAGGUCUGCAUACGAGAGGGCGAACGCUUCAUUCUCUUGAAGAAGACCAACUCUGACUGGUGGCAGGUGAGGAGGAUCGGGGCGGCGAGUAAAACCAAACCACUGUAUGUACCCGCCACGUAUGUGACGGAGGUGCCCAUUGCGCCCAUGCCCUCACCACAGCGCCUGGUCAUGUCUGCCUCGCUGAACUCCAACCUCAGGGUACUGCCAAGGGUGUCACUCACUCCCAGCCCAACAGGACCUGCCCAAAAUGAACGUCACCAAGUGAACAAACCCUUCUGCCGCUCGAUGGAAAACCUCCACUCCAACAGUGCCUUCCGAGGGCUGGACCACAGCAUCAGUUUGGGCGGAGGUCGCUUCCCCACCCUGCCCCUCUCUGGAUCCACCUUCUCAUCAAACUCUCUCACAUCCCCUUCUGGCCACCUCAUGGUCCCUGGGUCUGCCGUAGCCUCUGUGGUCCACACAGCACCGUCAUCCCCCAGGGUGCUCCCCACUAUCACCAGAAGUCAGAGCUCCAGUAACCUGCCUGAGAGCCUGCCGGAGAACCCGUAUGAUGAAGUGGGUGGUGGAGUCCGGGGGCGCAGUGGCCACAGGAUCCCUAAGAAGUCUUGCAGCCAGUGGGACAUGGCGGAGGCUUCUUGCAGGAAUAACCAUCUGCAGGUCCCAACAGAGUCUUAUCUGUCCCAGCUGUCCUGGCAGGACUCUCCCCUCUACACCGAGCUCCAGUCGGCGAAGCGGCCAUCGCAGUCAGAGCCGCCCAGGCCUGCCUCAGGACAGCAGCCUCUUCAGAUCAUGGACCUUUGGGAGCAGUACUCAGACCCAGACACAGGCAGGCUAUACUACAUCAACAGCAUCACCAAGGAGAGGUCCUGGAAACCUCCUCGCCGAGCCCGGGAUCACACCUCCAGCAAGGCCAGUGCUGCACAGCCCCAAACGUUACCCAGGGAAACCAGCCAUCUGUCGCUCCCACUUCCUGACGCUGGCAGCGGAACUAAGCACAGGCUUUCACCAGAUUUCAUCUUUGGGAGCCACCAGAGGAAUGCAGGCCGUAGCUGGGAGAUGAAACAGAGCAUGCAGCGUGCCGCCUCCUCUGAUGGGCUGAGCCCGGUGGCGUUAAGCAACGCCAAUACCCAGUGCUACAACUCUGCCCACCUGCAUGACAGCAAGCAGCAGCUCAGCCACUCCCAGUCCCUGAUUCUGCCUGAGAAUGGCAAGCUGGUCCAGCAGGGCAGAGAUUGUUCCUAUAAUGUGACCAACAUCGUGGUGGAGCCUCCCUCUCCUCAGAGCUCGCCUGACAGUGACGGCUGCACACCGGAGCUGGAGAAGGCUGGUCUCCUGAACAAGACCAAGAUAGCAGAGGGAGGCCGAAAACUGAGGAAAAACUGGAACCCAUCCUGGGUGGUGUUGGUAGGGAACAGCCUGGUUUUCUUUAAGGAUCCUAAAUCACAGACACCUGCCAGCUGGAAACCAGGAAACAGUCGUCCUGAGAGCAGUGUGGAUCUGAGAGGAGCACAGCUACACUGGGCCAACGAGCUGUCCAGCAAGAAGAACGUCUUCAAGCUGAGGACCGUGACAGGCAACGAGUUUCUGCUGCAGUCGGAGACAGACUCUCUGAUCAGAGAGUGGUACAACACCAUCCAGAACGUCAUUGACAGGCUGGACCGUGAGAACCCUUUGGACAACGUCCUGCUGUACUCUCUGAGGAGGGCGGGCAGCGUGGAGAUGCUGGACCACAGUGGAGACGAAGACGACAGAUGCAAAACAUCACUCCCUCGUUCAGCAUCCAACCUGGAGAACACGGAGAGGAAGAGAGUGAAGAGCCGGCUGAAGAAGCUGAUCCUGAAAAGACCCCCCAUCCAGGCCCUGCAGGAGAAGGGACUCAUCAAAGAUCAGGUGUUUGGCUGUCGUCUGGAGAUGCUGUGCGAGAGAGAGAGGAGCACUGUCCCCCGCUUUGUGAGGCUGUGCACCGAGGCGGUGGAGAGGAGAGGUCUGGAGACUGACGGCAUCUACAGAGUGUCAGGGAACCUGGCUGUGAUUCAGAAACUGCGCUUCAUGGUGAACCACGAGCGAGCGGUGACUACUGAUGGCCGCUACAUGUUCCCGGCGGAGUUGGUACAAGAGGAGAAGCUGAACUUAGACCAGAGUGAGUGGGAGGACAUUCACGUCAUCACUGGAGCUCUGAAACUUUUCUUCCGUGAACUUCCUGAACCCCUGGUGCCCUAUGGCUUCUUCACUGACAUCGUGGAGACAGUCAAGAUGACCGACUACAUGGACAAAGUGGACCGUCUGAAGUGUCUUGUGCUCAACAUGCCUCCGCCCAACCACGACACGCUGCAGUUCAUGUGCCGCCAUCUCCUACGGGUGCUGGAACAUUCGGACGCCAACCGGAUGACCACCCAGAACAUCGGCAUCGUGUUCGGCCCGACCCUGAUGCGCCCAGAGCGGGACAACGGCAACAUGGCCGUGAACAUGGUUUACCAGAACCAGGCAGUGGAGCUCAUCCUCAGUGAGUUUGACCACAUCUUUGGAACGAGAGGCCCCUCCUGAUCUUUCGGACACGGGGCUCAAAGUCGCCCUUGGAGUCAGACAAAAGCACAAGUAUUGGAACACUCGUCAUAUGGUGUCAAAUGGAUUUCACAUCAAAAGAUAAUUACGGGGUAAAAAAAAAAAAAAAAAAAAAAAUCAGCAGCUAAUCAUGACAUCUGGCCUUCAUAUAAAACCAUCUUAAAAUAAUAACAGUAAAACAAGGCAAUUUUAUAGCUGUAGCUGCAAUACUUGUGCCUUUGACUGUAGAGGUAGAAACCGGCCCCCGGUCCCGGUGUUGCCGUCGUGGCCACUGGCGGGACGGAUGCUUCCUUGUAGCUUUUCCUUGAUGUUGUCUCUGAUCAAACUUGAUAGGGUACCGGCGUAGAUGAGUGAUUGUUUCAAGGAGCACAAAGAAAGAUGUGUCCGGUGUAGCAUUCAAAUGCAACUUUCAGCUGAACCAUCUCACUGUGAAACAUACCAGCACCUCUCGCAGCAGGGACACAAAUGCACAAAGGGGAGAAUGGGGGGGACUCGUGCAAACGCAAGGACGGGCCUAUCGCAACUGCGAUGUUCACAUUGAAAUCAAUUAUGCAAACCCGCAGGAAGCAAGCUAUGCGUGUAGUUAUGUCGUGUUUUGUUAUAGUAGUGUUUGUCACUGAAGACUGGGGAGAAGUGGUAGGCCGGAGAGCUCCUCAAAGACAAGAGGAUUAUUUUAGUGACGAGAGGCCAACAUGGUGGCAAAGUUCUGAAUAGUAUGUGGACCUUUGGAGCUUCCCUUGUUGUACAACAUCGGAAUCCUCUUCUAUUUUUACUAGUGCAGACAGAUUAAGUUAAAAAAUACGAUGCUGUAAAUAUGUUAAAUACUAUCUUUGUCAACUAGUAGCACUUUGCAUUCAGCGUGUGUCCUAAACAGACAGAGUGAUAUGCAGUAAUAGCCAAACUCGGAUGCUUUGAAAAGAUGAACUAUGUAUCAUAAGAUUAUUCCAUGAGCCUGAUUGUUAACUUUCCUGCAAUAAACAAAAAUGUGAACAAAACCGAUUUGGGCGUUUUCUGUGUGAUAGUUGGCCACGCUCUGAGCUGGUCUGGAUCUGGUGGGUUGUUUGUACUAAGCGACGGGUUGCGUGAGAGAUAGUAGAAGUGUGGAGGUAUGUGGGCCUCGGAGACUCAGCGGGCGGAGACAUCCCCUGUGAUUGGUGCAAAUGCUGCUUUUAAUAACAGAACAAAAGAGGAACUGGAAAUGCAUAUGUUUAAAAAAUGUGGAUUUUCCCCAAACCCUCGCUCUCUCUCGCUCUCUGUGGCUUUGGUAAUUUUAUAUUGACUGUGGGUUUGGCAAAAGACAAAAAAGAGCAAAGAAAGAAGCACGGGAGAGAGAAAAAAAAAAUUAAGUGCUCAUAGAUUUGUGAAGUUUUAUUAGAUGUAUUUAUUUGUUUUAAUGUUCAUAUUAUUUCAAGUCAUCUGUGGGGCGUGUGGGGAGGAGGAAGGGCAAAAAAUAUUGUGUUAGGAAAGUGUAUCUGAGCAUUUGAUCAUGGGAACACUUUUUAUUUCAUGGUGUUUCUCUGCAUUUCCAGGGUCACCCUUACAUUUGAUUGCCACGUAAUAUUCUCUGCCAAAAUAGACAACCACAUUUGUUUUGAUUUAAAUGUAUGUAUGCAUAGUAAUAUAUACACAGGGUUUGACUGGUAUCAGAGUCAAUGUAUACAUUUAUACCUAAGUCAGUAAUAAAAUUUCUCAGUUUAUUUUCCCAUCCUCUUUCUUGUCUUUUGACAGCCUUGUGCCCCAGCACCUAACUUUUUAUGGUAGAUUGAAUGUUCCCAAUCACUAUAUUAUGCAAAGGAAAGGUUGCAGAGCGAGUCUGGUGUCUUUACUCGCAGUGUAACACGCUGAAACCAUUAAACAAUUCAAUAUUUCAGAAACGCUUGCUAUUUUGUAUAUUACUGUAAUUAUGUACUAUUAUGUUUUGUUCUCUUUCCAAAAUCCUGAAACUGAAGAGAUUUAUGUAUCAAUAAAAACCCAAUGGCAUAAAACUCUUGACGACA